UUUAUUUAAACUGCAAACUCUGAAACGAAGACUUCAGUUUAAAAAAUUUCUUCCUAUUGAAAAGUUCUUAUUGUUUUACAAAAAUGUAUAGGUUCCAUUGUCUUAUUGUUUCUAUAUUAAUUUUACUAAUUAUUGAAAAACCUGAAUUUGCCAAUGGAGACACAUCUUACCGGUGGAUAACUUUACAGCCAGGUGAAAAAUUGCCCACAAAUAGUGUUUUUGUUUACGAAUCUACAACCCGAUACAUUGGCAGAGCUAGACAUUUUGAUGAAAUCCUUCCAGCUGAAAUCUAUGCAAAUGGUUCGGCAGUCAUUUCAUCGUGCCAUAAAAUAAAACCCAAAGAAAAAUAUGAGGUUCUUACAUUGCCCGAACAAUGUGUUUGGAAAUCUUUCUCCGAAAUACAGAAUUUAGAUGACACUGCAGUACGUAUUGGUACAGCUUGGAAUGGUGAACCCACCUAUAUUGUAGCUUCGAGAAGUGAUUAUUAUAAUUCUAAUUAUUAUUAUCUUGAUAUAAUUUAUUUAACUAAAAAUCAAUUAUUUACAUGGAAUGCUAAAAGUAAUAUCUAUUAUCAAGAUGAAAAGGUCUAUCUGAGCUGUCCCCAUAAGACCAAAUGGAUUGAUACUGCUGCAGUGAAAUUACCAAACAAUACAGUAUCUGGUGGCAAGUCGGAGGAUGGCCAUGACAUUUAUGUAGCUCAAUUGAAACGUGGUUGUGAUAUUGUUGGAGGACAAGCCAUACCAGAAAUGGGUACUGCAACUGCAUUUUUAAACGAUGGCAGGCCUAUUGAGGCUUCUUAUUGUCAGGUAUUAGUUGGUGAACCAGACGAAUAUACUUGGAUAACAGCUAGUGAUGGAGAAAUUCCUGAUUAUGCUGUUGUUAAUGGAAAACAUGGAAAUGAAAUUGCAUAUGUGGCACGAUUUAAUAAGACUUUAGGGCAUUUGACACAUAGUGAGGCGCUAGAAGAACAACUUGAUUAUGAAAUAUUGGUUGCAAAACCAUAAGUGUAUAGUAAAAUUACGUAUCUUGUUCUUUUUAUACAAUAAAGACUUUUAAAUAAUA
Molecule: messenger RNA, 1062 nt
Organism: Eupeodes corollae
Lineage: Eukaryota; Metazoa; Arthropoda; Insecta; Diptera; Syrphidae
Exons: 2
Coding region: 84-1004 (306 amino acids)
Source: RefSeq, a predicted model, not a curated record